This is a messenger RNA of Alternaria rosae, 3030 nucleotides long. RefSeq lists its product as uncharacterized. The record is from RefSeq and is a predicted model, not a curated record. Gene Ontology annotation, molecular function: protein binding. NCBI's taxonomy places the organism in Eukaryota, Fungi, Ascomycota, Dothideomycetes, Pleosporales, Pleosporaceae. The coding region runs from base 44 to 2695 and encodes 883 amino acids. The transcript is spliced from 3 exons.
CUUACAGCGAUCGGUUACAUGCAUUGAUGGUUGACCCUAUACCAUGGCUGAGGUCAUUGGCACAGUUACGUCUGUCGCUCAGCUUGUGCAACUGAGUGGUGCCCUGCUCGCCGGCGGCUACAACUUCCUAUCCAAAGUCGCACGAGCGCCCAGCGAGAUCCGGAGUCUCCUGACGGAAACAGCGGCCAUCAACAGCCUUCUGGCGCAGCUUCAGCAAAUCGCAGAUACGUCACCUCAAGCCGCUUCAGAUGAUGCGCUGCAGGCGCUUGAAAGGGUAGGUGUCUUUCAAGAAUGUCAGUCAACGCUCAAGUCGAUUGAGCGGGCGCUGGCAAAAUGCGAGCAGGUCAAUGGUCAAGAUGCGAAGAACUUCGGGAGGAAAUUGAUGUGGCCGUUCAAAGAGAAAGAGACCAAAGAUGCCUUACAGAGACUUCAUCACAUGCGCGGAUUGCUCGCAAAUGCUAUCGAGGCCAACUCUGCAUCCGCAAUACGGCGCAUCGAAAUAGGUCAAGGCCUAAUAUCAGACGAGAUGGAGAAUAUUUCUGAGCAGCUCAGUGCGCAGAUGAGUCGUGAGGAAGCACAGAGGGUGGUAACAUGGGUCUGUCCCGCGCCAGCUAAUGGUGCGCAUGUCAGUCUUGCAAGUGCAUUGAGUCGUCAUAUUCCCGGAACCGGAGAAUGGCUCUUACACUCCAAACAGUUUCAGGAUUGGGAAGACUCAAAUGCUGGUACCAUGUGGAUAACUGGUCUUCCUGGAGCAGGUAAAACGCUUCUCUGCGCUUCUAUCAUUCGACAUGUUCAACAGCUCUGCACGGAUACCACCGCAAUUGUAUACUUCUUCUGCGAUCAUCGCGAUCGCGCGAAAAUGGCACACGAAAAUUUCGCUGCAAGCGUCGUGAGGCAGGUGAUGGAAGCUUCACCACUGUCUCUCGAGCGAGGGAGAGUAUUGUACAAUGAGAAGUCUAAGAAAGGCAGCCGUCCUUGUCAUAAAGAGGAGUAUAUACCACUGAUCCGCUCGUCGAUCGCAUGCCUCAAAGAAGUAUUCGUCAUCGUAGACGCGCUCGAUGAGUCCACUGAAGGUGACGCCAUAGCUCAAAGCCUCACAACGAUACACAACUCCGGAAAGAGCGCAGGCUGCCGCAUCAGAACCCUUCUGACGAGCCGGUUCGAUGCUCGCACGCAAGGGCGAUAUCCAAACCUCGCCAUGACACACAUAAUUCUUGCAGAGAAUAUGCGUCCCGACACUCAGCACUACAUCAAGGAAGAACUUCAAUUGCGCCUAGCUAAAGGUGUGUUGAAAGUGAGAAACACCAGCAUUAUGCCUGUCAUACAGCGGCAUAUUUCCCUCUGCGCGGGCACAAUACUACAGGCACGGUUGCAGAUCGACUACAUUUGUGCAGCGAAGUCGGAUAGGGAAAUCAAGCACAUGGUACAAAGAUUACCAAAUGGGCUUGGAUACACGUAUCAAAUACUUCUACACAACAUCGCAACGCGAUACCCAACGAAGAUUCAAGAGGUACAGAAACUGUUCCGGUGUCUUAUUGCUGCUGCCUCGCCCAUGACUGCUCGCCAGUUAGCAGAGGUCUUGGCUAUGCAACCCGAGGAAUGCGAUCUAGACCAUGACGCCGUAGCUACGGAUCCAUACGAUGUCCUGGAACCUGUAUCUGCUCUUGUACGCAUCGAAGACUUGGGAGGACUAACCAGUGUAGUGAAGCUCUGUCAUUACUCAUUUCAAGAGUAUUUGAGCUCUAGUGAGAUUCGACAAAGCCCAGCCAGUGCAUUCCACGUCGACAGAAGCGAGGCGCAUGCUUGGGUGGCUGGUUUGUGUCUACGAUACCUCACUUUCGACGCGUUCAGUAAGCCACUUGACGAGAGUCUGGAUCUGGAUGUUGACGAGAGAUACGCGUUUCGUCGAUAUGCCGCAGUCAACUGGUACAGGCAUGUGACGCUCGCAGGAGACUACUGGUCAGCGAGAAACAUCCCCAUCCCUUUCUUGUACCUAUUCUUCGAUUCUGGAGAGGGCCCACCUUGCUACACAAGAUGGCAGGAUCUGCUUUCCACUAUCUAUUGCGACACCGACUUCUUCGAUUAUUCCCCCAUCUGCUUAUGCAUUUGGCUUGGUUUGAACGCUACUGCAACCAAUCUGAUCCGACAGUUACCCAGCCUGGACUAUAGCUUCGAAAACGGUCUAACAUGCCUGAAUGCUGCAGCCAAGGAGAACAAUCUUUACAUAGCGAAAUAUCUGUUACAACAUGGUGCAAACGCUGAUCAGCCAACUUCCGAACCAGAAUUCCCAAGAGCUUUGACUCCGAUACAUUUUGCGGCCGAGUUUUGUGCUUCGCAGGUAUUCGAAAUGCUCCUGGAGCAUGGAGCCAAUCCGUAUCUACCUUCGACAUCCAGAGCUACUCCAUUCUACCGAGCCUGUCGUGGUGGAGAUCUGGAUAUGGUGCGAAAACUCAAGGAGCACGGUUGCGAUAUCAACGUACAAACUUGGGACAACUGGACACCAAUCAUCGAGGCAAUUGUGAACAAUCAUGAAGACGUACUGGAUCUUCUGAUCGAGUGGGGCGCUGAUCUAAUUACUGUCACAGACGAUGACAUGACGCCGCUGUCGUGUGCCGAACUCUUCUCACAAACAUCAAUGGCAGAAAAGAUCGAGCGUGCGGUCGCUGAAUUGAAGCAGACUCUUCCUGUCGAGUAAUUUGCAAUCUAGAGAAAGACCUGGACGAAGUCAAUCAUACAUCUACAACGGAAAGUGUCGUUCAACGCUCUAUCAUCGCAAUCUCGACUAGCGAGGUGGAUCCUUCGCAUGGCCGGCUUGGCCCGGGCUGAAAGAGCAUAACAGAACUGACUGUCGCGAAUUGACAGGAAAGGUCAAUACCAUCAAGGUACGAGAAGAGAGACGGGACUGAUGAGGACCGGAUGUGCAGUGGGUAAACAAGAUGGACGCUUUGGUCAAGAUGAUGAGGCUAGUGGGCGCAAGAGUGAACGUAAACGCUCGACCUGUUCGAAGAGCAGAAUGAGCAGAAUGAGCAG